This is a messenger RNA of Sturnus vulgaris (Common starling), 935 nucleotides long. The record is from RefSeq and is a predicted model, not a curated record. Lineage: Eukaryota; Metazoa; Chordata; Aves; Passeriformes; Sturnidae.
CCGCCGCUCAGUUCCUGCCCCGCGCGCGGGCGGGCGGGUGUCGCCGGUCGCGACAGAGCUGAAGAAACAAAUUGAUCUACAUGUACUUCACUGUCCAUUGGAAGAAUGACAGAUGACAAAGAUGUACUUCGAGAUGUGUGGUUUGGGCGAAUACCGACCUGUUUCACUCUGUAUCAGGAUGAGAUAACUGAAAGGGAAGCUGAACCCUACUAUUUGCUUUUGCCAAGGAUAAGCUACUUGACACUGGUAACAGACAAAGUGAAGAAACACUUUCAGAAAGUUAUGAGACAAGAGGAAGUUAGUGAAAUAUGGUUUGAAUAUGAAGGUACACCACUGAAAUGGCAUUAUCCAAUUGGUUUACUCUUUGAUCUCCAUGCAUCAAAUACAGCCCUUCCUUGGAGCAUCACAGUGCAUUUCAAGAAUUUUCCAGAAAAGGAUCUUCUACACUGCCAUUCUAAAGAUGUGAUUGAAGCUCAUUUUAUGGCUUGUAUAAAAGAAGCAGAUGCUUUAAAGCACAAAAGUCAAGUCAUCAAUGAAAUGCAAAAAAAGGAUCAUAAGCAAUUGUGGAUGGGAUUACAGAAUGAUAAAUUUGAACAGUUUUGGGCAAUAAAUCGAAAACUCAUGGAGUAUCCUCCAGAAGAUAAUGGAUUUCGAUACAUCCCAUUUAGAAUUUAUCAGGUAGGAGACAAUAAGAUAAAAUCAAACUCUUCCACGGAGGUGUCAUAUAUUGUAAUCUGUUUUCAGAAUUAUAUGUUUCCUUUUCUAGCAUUAUAGCAAAACUUUGCAUGUUCAUCUUUGCUGGACCCUUGAGUUGCAUGGAUUAGCAGACAAAAUAAACUGUAUUUAUUCUAAUAGGUAAUUAACAUUUACUAUGUUGCAAGUGUGUAAUACUUGAGAACAUCCUAUGGCUGAUGUAGAUGAUGUUUGUUCUUUUU